This is a messenger RNA of Mya arenaria, 7268 nucleotides long. RefSeq names its product polypeptide N-acetylgalactosaminyltransferase 5-like. Lineage: Eukaryota; Metazoa; Mollusca; Bivalvia; Myida; Myidae. Gene Ontology annotation, cellular component: Golgi apparatus. The coding region runs from base 456 to 2432 and encodes 658 amino acids. The record is from RefSeq and is a predicted model, not a curated record. The transcript is spliced from 15 exons.
CGGCGUUAAAGUAAAUUCAUCCUCUUAAAAUUGAUCUAGGAACCGAAAAACAGUAUUGAUCAAUAAAUACAUCGGAAACAACUAGCAGAAAGCUUCUGCUUCCUUACUAAUCAAGGGCAAUUUAACGGUGCAAGUCCCUGGUGUGAAGCUGGGCUUAUCGUGACUAACUGGAUAGAUGUGCAGUGAUGUUUUAACUUUCAAAGUUCAAUAUUUUGAGGGUCACCCCACUGUCGGGUAUUAAACCAGGACCAAUCACGCAAGAUGUCCGUUUGAGAAAGAAUGGCUUAUCAGGCAGCACUGGAGUGAUCUUUAUAGUCUGUGAUAGUGUCUUUGUAAUGAGGUACAACUCUGUAAACUCUCUGUGAAGAAAGCAAAUUACCUCCCUUGGAUAAAGGAAAAAUAAUUUUAUAAAAGAGGAUUGUAAAAAAACUGCUGGUCGGGAUUUUUCAAGAAAAAUGGCAAGUUUCUUUAGAAGAAAGCGUAGCCUUAUAUGUAAAUUAGUAAUAGGAUUACCGGCAUUGUGGCUGGUUAUAGUGAUAUUUUUAAGUUUUCAAAAUACGGAUAAUGAUCCUCCGUUUCGCGAAAACCAGCAUCACGAGCAUAAUAUCGCGAAAAAAGACGUGCAGAAUUCCGGCGGUGGCGGAGUUUUUGAAGGAUUCCAAAAUCCAAUCAAUAAAUUUAAUCGGAUGGUUGAACCAUUUAAUCCUUUUGUAACUCAUAAAGAUAAACCAAAGAAUGAAAUACAAAACAUGGAUCAAGAAGGUUUACAUCCGCCUGCAGAUAUUGGAAAUCCUGACGAUUUAAUCGUACAUCAGGCGUAUGAUGCUUCCGAAAAAUACAGAGAUGUGGCACCCAACGCACCAGGUGAAAAUGGUGAGGGUGUAAACAUAGACAAAGAGAAAUUGUCCCCGGAAGAACGAAAGAAAUAUGACGAUGGCUGGCAAAAUAAUGCUUUCAACCAGUACGUCAGCGACCAGAUCUCGUUGCAUCGAAGUCUAAAAGAUGUUCGAGACGAAGAGUGCAAAACUUUGAAAUACAGAAGAAAACUCCCAGACACAAGUGUUGUUGUCUGUUUCCACAACGAGGCAUGGACGGUGUUGUUACGUACAUUUCACAGUGUCCUCGACAAAACUCCCCCAGAGCUGCUAAGGGAGAUCAUCCUUGUUGACGACUUUUCUGAUAAAGACUUCCUGAAGACACAGUUGGAAGACUACAUCAAGGACUACCCCAAAGUCAAGAUCGUGCGUACAAAACAGCGCGAGGGGUUGAUACGAGCGAGACUGCUGGGUUUCUCUGCGGCCAAGGGAGACGUUGUGACCUUCCUCGAUUCCCACUGCGAAUGUGCAGCAGGAUGGAUUGAACCAUUGCUCGACAGAAUUGCAGAGAAUAAAAGCAACGUUGUGUGUCCCGUGAUAGAUGUCAUCGAAGACGACUCAUUCAAGUUCCAGUACGGGAAUGCCCGCUCUACAAGUAUUGGUGGAUUUGAUUGGAACCUGCAGUUUAACUGGCAUGCCAUCCCGGAGUACGAACGGAAACGACGCAAUAACAAGGAUUAUUUACCUGUUAGGAGCCCUACUAUGGCAGGUGGCCUGUUCUCAAUAUCGAGGGAGUAUUUUGAGAAGCUAGGUGCUUAUGACCCAGGAAUGGACAUCUGGGGCGGGGAAAACCUUGAACUGUCUUUCAGGGUUUGGAUGUGUGGUGGAACAUUAGAGAUCGUUCCUUGUUCUCACGUCGGCCAUAUUUUCCGCAAGCGAUCCCCGUAUAAAUGGCGAGGAGGCGUCAAUGUGGUGAAGAAAAACUCCAUACGACUUGCUGAAGUGUGGAUGGACGAAUUUAAACAGUAUUACUACGAACGCUUUAAUAAUGAUUUGGGUGACUAUGGUGACGUCUCAGAGAGAAAGGCUUUAAGAGAACGGCUCCAGUGUAAAAGUUUCAGUUGGUUUGUCCACAACGUCUACCCCGACUUAUUCGUGCCUGGAGAGUCCAUUGCUUCUGGAGAGAUAAGGAGCCGAGCCAAACCAAUGUGCGUGGACAGUGCUGUUGAUUCGCAAAACUACCACAAACCGGUGAACAUGUGGCCCUGCCAUAACCAAGGGGGAAACCAGUACUGGAUGUUGAGUAAAAAUGGAGAAAUUCGCCGAGAUGAUGGAUGCCUUGACUUCUCCGGAGGGGAGAGCGUGAUUAUCUACCCGUGUCACGGACAGAAGGGCAACCAGGAAUGGAACUAUAGAGAGGACAAUACAGUUAUACAUGUCAACACCAACAAAUGUAUGACGGUGUCACUGGAUGGCCAAAAACUGCAGAUGGAGAAAUGUACGGGAAUCGACCGACAGCUUUGGACAUGGAAGCGCAAGUCGGCUGAUAGCCAAAAUAUUUACUAUGUUCCCUAUGUAAGGCCUAAAGGGAGAAGGCGAGGUGAUAGACCAAGGUAGAUGCGCGAGGGGGUCUAGGGGCAUUCUUAUAAGGAGAUAUUUUUCUUUAAUGCCAGGUGAAGCAUUUUCUGGGAUAUCUUAAGGCUGAAAACAAUUGUUUUCUGAAAAUAAUAUGCUGCCCGGGGUCGAAAGUGUUACCAAGGAGCCACGAAAGUGCAUAGCAUCAUAUUCUGAACCAGUGAAAAGUGUUAAACUUUGUGUAAACAUGUGUUAAUUAUAUAGUAUUUUUGGUUCAUAAAAAAAGCCUGUGUCGCAUAUUUAAACAUUGGUGUUUUAAUUAGGUUAUUUUACUUAAGUCAUAUGUACGUAGCAUAAUGAUGGAUGUUCGGAUUUUGCACCUCGGUAUUUGAAACCACUGAUGGUCAGAUAUAUUGUUUUGACAAUAUUAUUUAUAUAAUAACUUAUGUGAUAAGGUCUCCCAAGACCGUUGACACCCAUUGCCCAGUAAACCUAACAAGCCCAAUAACUUUAAUGUUAAAUGUAAUAAAACAAAGUAUAUAAAUUUAUGAGCAGGUACAUGUACCUACUAUUACCUGGAAGAUCUUGGAUGCUUGAACACUUUUGCAAAAACUGUGUCUUUUUAUACGCCCACCUUACGAUGGCCGUAUUAUGGGAACACCCAUGGCGGGCGGGCGGGCGGGCGGCUCCACAAUGUUGUCCGCUCUCUAACUUGAACAUUUCUCAUCCAAUUUCCACCAAACUUCAUGAAAGUGUUUGUUGGUGAAAUAUCUAGGUCAAGUUCGAUAACCAGCCAAAUCGCUCUAGGCACUCCAGAGUUAUGGCCCCCUGAAUUUGUCAAAAUUGGGCGGGCGGGCGGGCGGCUCCACAAUGUUGUCCGCUCUCUAACUUGAACAUUUCUCAUCCAAUUUCCACCAAACUUCAUGAAAGUGUUUGUUGGUGAAAUAUCUAGUUAUAACUGAUUCUGACACCUAUGGUAUUGACUUACAAAAGGUUGAAAAAUAAGUGUUACAAAGGGGGCAGUUUAAUAAAAAAUCAUAGAAGGGAUUUUGUACUUCCUUAGGAAAGAUCUUGAAUGGUAUAUUACUUCUUUUUAAAAACUCUUCUAGGAUCAUAAUUGCUCCUAAGAUAAUUGAUAAAAUGCCCCCCACACCCCCCUACAGCUCCUUCCCCCCUCCUCCCUCCCCCUAGUCACAAGGUUUUAUAGAAAAUGAGAAUGGUCUCUUUAAGGUGUUGAUUUCUUAUCUGGUUAUUUUAGAAACCAUUAAGGCUUUAAGAUAUAGAUACCCGGUACUUGUUUUAAAUCUAUCAUUAAACGACUAACACAGAAUUUUAAACAUUUAGCGAUAUUGUAUCUAAUACAAGAAGUAGGAGUAAUUAUAUUUCCUUCUUUUCAAUGUAAUCUAGCCUGUUUUGAGAAGAAGUUAUGGAAAUUGUUGUUUCCAUAAGCAUAAUGGUUUGUUUAUAGAUAAAAUUAUUGUUAGGCUUAUGGAAAGCAUAAAACAACAUGAUUUUGUUAACAAAGCCAAAUAUUACCUACUUUUUAGAUUCUACAGCUAGUCUUAUUUAUCACACAUGAACAGCUAGCCUAAUUCAAAUAGUAUUUUAUUUAUUUAAACAUCAUAUUUUACUUGGAAACAGCUAGCUUAAUUCAAAGAGUAUCUUAUACUUAAACAUCAUAUUUUACUUGGAAACAGCUAGCUUAAUUCAAAGAGUAUCUUAUACUUAAACAUCAUAUUUUACUUGGAAACAGCUAGCUUAAUUCAAAGAGUAUCUUAUACUUAAACAUCAUAGUUUACUUGGAAACAGCUAGCUUAAUUCAAAGAGUAUCUUAUACUUAAACAUCAUAUUUUACUUGGAAACAGCUAGCUUAAUUCAAAGAGUAUCUUAUACUUAAACAUCAUAUUUUACUCUGACACAGAGCGAAUGCAUUGUAUUAUUUAUUCAUUAAUGAUCCUGAAAUCCACGAUAUGUCAAUAAUCUCAAACGAUGGCUCUAUACUUAGCUUAGCUUAGACUAGUUAUCAUGAUAAAAAGCAGUUUUGUGUUAUCCUAUAGUAGUGAAUAUACUUGUGUUUUAUGUGUACAGUUUAGUUGAGGGUUCAUUCACACCUGGUUGGUUACGUAUAUAUGUAUAUGAUUUUACUUAUGAAAUUGAUAAUCAUCUAGAUUCAAUUUCUUGAGAAAUCUUAAGUCCCUAAUAACAUGAUCAAGCUAAGCACACUGUUAUUAUCAUCAUAUGAAAUGUUAUAAGUUUUGAAGCUUUUACUGAAAUUAUUAUAUUGAAGAUAAUCACGUUAAACACCUUUUUGUUUCGUAAAACCAAGUUUAAAAAAUGAAUUUGACGUAUGAAAAAAGAUACUUAAACCUGUUGCACUCAAGAUAUUUUGAGAAAUUAGGGCCUUCAGUUGGUGAGGUUUGACCUCUGAAUGUAGUUGUAGCUUGUGUCCAAAUAACUUGAUUUGUUACACGAGCGUUGUUAAUUGCCCUCGUUCUUCAUUGUAUAUUUUUAAGUGGAAUUUUGGCUUGCAGUAACAGUAUAUGUACUUAUGUGAAUUAUAUAAGUAUCUUUUAUAAUUUUUAAUGAAAUGUUUCCAAUUUAUAUGCAUUUUUGUGGACCAGAAAAUUUUAAUGAUAUUUUCCUUGGGCUUAAAGCAUUAUUAAAAAACAUGCAACCCUUUUUAUCCAUGUAUGUUUAACAACAUUCCCUUCUAACGAGCCCAUGACUGCUGUAGAUUGUUCAAAUUUUCAAGGUUUUAAAAUAUUCAUGAUAUUUGCAAAUUGCAGUCUGAAAGGCUGUAGUAUUCCCUAUGUAUUAUUCCAAUUAUUCUUCGCCAUUUAAUCAGAUCAGAAAUUGAAAACCUGAAAAAAUACUUGUUUUUUUUUUUCUUUUGCUGAUGAAUUUGUUUAAUGGUCGGAAACUUAAAACCAGACCAAUAUAGCCAAAAAAAACAUCAAAUCUGAGAUUUUUUCAAAGGAAUGUUUAGAAAAUAAAGCAGUUUACAGUAGUUUGUGUUGUAUUAUGUAUUAAAAAUUUAUGGUAUCUAUUGAAUAUAUAAAGCUUUAAAAUGAGAUAUAUAUGAUUUGUUAAAUUUUAAGCCGAGUUUUUAGAUUUUUAAGUUGUUGUAUUUAAUGUAAAGAUUUAUUGUAUGUUGAUAUUUUUUAAUGUUGAUAUUUUUUUAAUGUUGAUAAUUUUAUCAGUUUUCCAAGCAAUACAAGUUGAAUAAGCAAUAAGUCAAUGGUUUUGACACACUUCUAAUACCUACAUGCAUGGUGAUUGAUUUGUGUAUUUUUAUUCUUUGUAAAUAUCUAUUGGCUUUUUUGUGAAUUUUUAAAAUUGUAUGCUGAUUUAUUAAUAGAAUCUUAAAUUACCAAAUAUCUGUUUGACAGGAAAAUAUAUAUAUAAAAAAUGCUAUUAUGAAUUUAAAACCGGUAAAAAAAUGUAGAGCAAGGCCGGUAUUCAUUAACAUUUUAAUUCAUUACCUAUCUUAAGUCAUUUAUUUAAGUUAAGUAUCAAACUGAUCGUAUGAUAUGACUAUUUGGAAACUAUCUAAAAUACUUAAUAGACAUUAAUUUCAUUCAAUAUUCAUGCUUUUAUUUUAAAAACACUAACUUUCCUUUUGAUUUGACUAUGACAAAAAUAAGAAAUGACAUAAGAUGUUUUAUGAAUACCCAGUAUUUUGAGAUCAAGAUCAUGAACCUUUUAGAAACUAUUGGGAUUGCUUAAUCAGCAAUCAUACUAUGCAACAUCAAGAACUUUAGUUUGAUAUUUAGCUAGUGUCACAAUUCUGAUUGAAAGUUUUGCUAGCAAAAACAUAUGAAGUUGGUCUUUAUUGACCAAUUAAGAUUUAUUUACAGAAAAAUUGAAAAACUUCUUAGAUGUAUUUAUUUGGAAAAGAGAUUGUAUAACAUAAUGUGGGUUGAUUAGAUAAACUCAAUGAUUUUUAUGUCAGACAAAUAAAUGUUCACUUAAUCCAGUACUCAUGAACAGAGUUUUAUGUGCGUUUGUCGAGGUUUUUGAUGAGGAUGACAUAGUACCUGGUAUGUGUUAUUUACAAAUGUUUAUUAGAUGCAGUAUGCUAGAAUGAUUGUAUUUUCACUUACAAUUACUGGUAGAUGUAAAUUUCUUCAAUGUUAAGUAUACAAGGAUAAUAUAUAUGUAUUCUUCUUGUCAAUGUUUUUUGCUGCAUGUAAAUUGCUAUUUUUCACCUCAAUUUUACAAUUCGGCAGACAAAAUUAAGUGGGGAUUUCAUAUAGACUCAAAUCCAGAGUUGCGGAUUCUAUUCAGCCAGUCUGACAGAUAUCUAGACAGAUAUGAGGAUAUAUCCAGAGAUUUACAUGUACUGCCUUUCAAUUGCAGACAUCUUUUCAACCCAAAACAUGUUUUCUGUAUUUCAAAAAAAAAAAAGUGUUGCUUAAAGUAAAUGUUUUUACAGUUUUGAGAACUUAAGCCUCUGAAUUAAGAUUGAUAUUUGAAUCACAUUAUUCCUAAAUAGCUUUAAAAACAGCUGCAUCCAAAAUUGGAAAAUUGAACUUUCAAUGGAGGAAGGUCUUCAGUUUGAAGUUGGACAUAUCACAAGCAAUAUUGAUGUAAUGAAGCUUUUUCAGAACUUUUACCAAGACCUCAACUUAUUCCCUACAAAAUAAGCCAGACCCUUUUUUCUAAACUAAUUAUUGUUCUUUUGAAAUUGUUUCUGUCAAUGAAAAUCAUCCGGCUUACAUUUUGUCUGCUUUAAGUUCCAGACUGCCCUGUUGUGUUAGCCAUGCAAGAUUCAUUGUAUACUUUGAUCAUUCAACGGCCUUCUAUUGUUGCAUUAUAAGCGAGGACCAAAAGUUCAGUGCCUUCAUAUUAUGAUUACAUUAAAAUAUUGACAAAUGA